AUGCCUCUUAUUGUUAUAUCUGGUGGUCCAUGUUCGGGUAAAUCAACGCGAGCACAAUCUUUGUAUGAAUAUUUUAAAACAAAAUCGAUGCCUGUUCAGAUUAUUACCGAUAAUAAUCUAGAUAGAAAUGCAGUUUACGCAGACAAUACACUUGAAAAACAAGCUCGAAGUGAUCUUAAAGCUGAAACACAAAGAUUAGUAACAAAAACUGAUUUGGUUAUACUUGAUGCAUUGAAUUAUAUAAAAGGUUACCGAUAUGAACUUUAUUGUAUUACUAAACUCUAUCAAACCGUUCAAUGUACUAUUUAUUGUAAUACACCUGUUCAUCUUGCACGUGAAUGGAAUGUAGCGAAUAAUAGAUAUAAUGAAUCAACUUUCGAUGCAUUAGUACAACGUUAUGAACCACCGGAAGGUCGAAAUCGUUGGGAUGCACCACUUUUUGAAUUAGCACCUAAUGAUGAAUUACCUUUAGAACAAAUUGCCGAUUAUUUAGCUAAUAAACGUCCACCACCACCAAAUAAAUCAACAGUAAAUUUACCAAUAUCGGAUACAAAUUUUUUACAUGAUGUCGAUCGUGUUACUCAAGAUGUUCUCGAUUCAAUUGUACAACAAAGUAAAAUAGCUGUACUAGGUCAACAAUUUUCAAUUCCUGGAACAACAGAGAAAAUUACUUGGAAUCAAAGUCAUUCUGUUUCCGAUUUACGUCGAAUUCGUCAACAAUAUCUGAAAUUUAUUAAAACUCAUCCACCAUCAAAAGAUAGUACUAACGUUACAGCAAUGUUUGUUCAGUUUCUUAACAACAAUCUUUGUUAA
Molecule: messenger RNA, 813 nt
Organism: Adineta steineri
Lineage: Eukaryota; Metazoa; Rotifera; Eurotatoria; Adinetida; Adinetidae
Source: the annotation of a GenBank genome assembly